GUUUCGAAAAGUUAUGUAUAUUGAAUAAUCUUUUGUGUAUUAGUGAAUAAAUAAUAAAGAUGUUUAUUUUAUAUUUAUUAAAGAAGCAAUUAUAUUCGGAAUCAAAACUUGAAGUAUUGUCAGUUUAACUUAUUGUUGUAUCAUAAAAUACUUCACUGUGUAUCAUUAUCAUAUGUGUAUGCGCCUUUCUGAUGUAUAUAAAUAAAUACAAUGGUAGAAAUGAAAGGAAAAUUUGUAAAUUCAAUGGGUCCAUUUGAUAUUUGUCAAAAAUUACAUCAACAGCAAAGAAGUAAACAAAAUGAUUGUGGUUUUUUAUUAGAAUGUGAAUCACAUAGUCAAAUAGUGCAUAAAUGUGUAUUACGUGCUGUCUCAACAAAAAUUGAUCAAUUUUGUAUGGCGGAAGAAGAAAAUGUAAAAUGUUCAACUGAUAUUAUUAAUAUAAAUUAUUAUGAUAACAUUAAUAAUAAUCACGUUAGUAAUACAGUAAAACAAUCAAAGAAUUCAUUUUAUUUAGGUCGUAUAUCUGAGAAAACAUUGGAUACUUUUGUAAAAUAUAUUUAUAAAUCAGAGAUUACAAUUGAUGAUAUAACUGUAAUUGAAUUGUACAAUGUUGGUGUUUUAUUAAACAUACAAUUUAUUCAAGAUGCAUGUAUUAAUUAUUUGAAAACAAAUUUAAAUGAAAAUAAUUGUUUAAUAUUCAUGAGACAAUAUAAUAACGUAAAUAAUUGUGAAGCAAAUCAAUUAACUAAUGAAUGUAUUAAACAUGCAGCAAAACAUUUUGACAAAAUGUUAGAUAAUAAUGAGACUAUGAAUAUUGAACCUAAAGAACUAUUAGCAAUACUAGAACAAGAUGAUUUCAAAGUUCAAGAUGAAUGGAAACUUUUGGAAUUUAUACAUAUAUGGAUUAAAAAGGAUUAUGACAAUCGUUACACAUAUAAAGAACAACUAUGUGAGCAUAUACGUUUUCAAUUGAUAGACACAAUGAAGUUACUUGAUAUAUUAGAAAAUCAAGAGAUGAAUAUAUUUCAUUCAUAUGUAAAAAACGCGCUUAUUGAUUUAGGUCAGUUAUCAAGGUCAGUAGCAAUAGCCAAAUGGAAUCGUAAAUCAAAUCAUUCUACAGACAAAGAGUUGACAGUGACUAAUUUAUCAGUAUGCAAUUUGAAAAGUGAUCCACCAAAACAAACUACAGAAAAUAAAUAUUUCUUGUUACUUCAGACAUCUUUGAUAUGCUUUGGAGGACGAUUAUGUAACAAAAGUUUCUCAUCAAAUAUAACAUGUUAUAAAAUUUUUGAAUUGAAAUCAUUUAUUAAUCAGAAUCAAAAUUUAUGCAUGGAUCCAUAUCAAAAUUAUAAUAUUGAUGAAAAUUAUUCAAAUAAUGAUUACAUAGAAUCAUGUACAUUUCCUUAUUUAAAACAAAUAAUUUUACCAAAUUUAAAAACUAUGCCUUCUUUAAGAAAAGGUUUUGGGGCUAUCAAUUUAAAUGAUAAAAUAUAUCUUGUUGGUGGAAAGCCUAAAUGUUCAAUGAAAACAUCUAAUAUUUAUGAUAUUUCAUUAGGUUUAUGGUCUAGUGGACCAAAUUUAAAUAUUGGACGAAGUUGGUAUUCACUUACGGAAUGUGAUGGUGUGAUAUAUGCUAUAGGAGGUGUCAGAGAAGACGAUCAAACUUUAUCAUCCGUUGAGAUGUUGGACCCACGAGUAAAUAAGUGGGAAUCAUGUUCGUCAAUGUUGAGACCACGAUUUGGUUUUAGCGUUUGCUCUACCAAUAAUGAAAUUAUAGUUGUUGGCGGGGUCAGCGAUUCAACUAUCGAGAUGUAUGAUAUUACGUCAGGAAAAUGGCAGCUUUUAGCGAAAAUGACUGAAGUACGUGAAGCUUCAAGUGUUUUUAUUCACAAUGAUUGUGUAUACGUAUGCGGUGGAGCUAAUGAAACUGGUUGUGUAAAUACCACAGAUAUUUUUUCAUUGAAAACUACAAUAUGGAGUAAAGGCAAACCAAUGAUUUUACAUCGGGCAUUUGCUGCUACACGUAUAUGGAAUGAUUAUAUCUUUUUAAUUGGUGGUCGUAACAAUAUGGAACCAUCAAAUUUAAUUCAAACUUACAAUUUAAAAACAAAUGAAUGGGCCGUUUUACCACAAACAUUACCAUAUCUUGUUUCAAAUUGUUGUGCUAUAACUACCAGUUUAUUAUAAACUAUAAUUUUUUUUGAAUGUUUAAAGUUCAUAAAAUGAACUGAAACUUUAUUAUUAUUGCGUAAUUUUGUAUUAAAAAAAAAGACAAAAAUUUAACUCUGUAUUCAUAUCUAGUCGUAAUAUAAUUUUUAAUAAUUAAUAUGGUUACACAUUAUCCACUUGGAUGGGGGGGCGUUUCAUUAGUAUCAUGUAGUAAUGUGUAUCGAUUUCCACUAUGUCAUAUGGUUGGCUGAGUGACAAAUAUGUAAUGAAGAAGAAAUAAUUUCAUGCCAAAUUAAUGGUACUUCAUAGACAGCUGAAGGAUCUAAUGGUUGAACGUUUAAUUAAUUAGAAAUUUUUGGCGUCGCUACAAAUAACUAUCUAUUAGACCGUCUUAGAAUGAUUGAUAUAUACUGUCGACUGAUAUCAGUGAUUAAAAUAAUGUAUUUCAUCUAUGUGUGUAUAUGAUAAAGCUUGUAAUGGCUGGUACUAUGUCAAGCACACAAAGGUUAUUUUAGCUUCUGGCCAGAUCAAUUUAUUCAUUCUUCUCAAGCCAUAUUUUGACAUCGUCAAUUAUUCACUUAUUAACCUUGAAUUUUUAUAUGAUCGUAUGUGUCACUAAUUGCUCAGCCUAUUCAUUAUGUGUUUGUAAAUUAAUUUUGUUUGAAUAUAAAUAUUGAGUCACGCUUUAUCAAAACGAGUUGGUUCAUUCGCAUUCUCCACUACGCGUAACUUCGUUCAGUUUCUCUGAUUGUCUUUCUGGAUUGAUUAGUGUAUGACAUAUGUGCACGUAUUGUAAGUCCAUUCUCGUAUUCGAAUUAUUUAAUUCCGUUAUUAACCAAAGUGAUUUAAGUGUAUGAUUAUAUACAAGGGUAGCCGGUAUGUAUCAUUUGAUAUAACU
Schistosoma margrebowiei is the source of this 3067-nucleotide messenger RNA. Lineage: Eukaryota; Metazoa; Platyhelminthes; Trematoda; Strigeidida; Schistosomatidae. The record is from the annotation of a GenBank genome assembly.